Molecule: messenger RNA, 1531 nt
Organism: Hydractinia symbiolongicarpus
Lineage: Eukaryota; Metazoa; Cnidaria; Hydrozoa; Anthoathecata; Hydractiniidae
Product: pineal opsin-like
Exons: 1
Coding region: 457-1347 (296 amino acids)
Biological process (GO): G protein-coupled receptor signaling pathway
Cellular component (GO): membrane
Molecular function (GO): G protein-coupled receptor activity
Source: RefSeq, a predicted model, not a curated record
UAUAUAUAUAUAUAUAUAUAUAUAUAUAUAUACAAUAAUAACCGAUUACCCCGGGCUGUACUGCAAAUUAUCGCCCCAGGUCUAAGUAUCGUCCGAGCUUGCGAGGUUGGUGGCGAUAUCGAUAUCUAUAAAUGUAUUGUAGAAGUUAAUAAUAAUUUCAAAUUUUUUCAAUUUUUUUUUUCUCGUGUUUAUCUACAUAAUAAGCAACAAUUUUUCUUGACGACGCGCAAUACCGCUCCAUAUCGGGCCAUAUAAACAUUUGUAACGCUUUCGAAUAUGUAUGCGAAAAAGAUGUUUAUGCAUCGCAUAAUUUUACUUUUCUUUAGAUAAAAAGUCAUUCAUUGCGAAAAAAUUGAACAUAGAAUAAUAGUACAACAGUUAAUCAAUCAAGCCAGCUAAUCAAAAAGUAACAUUAACAAAUUAAAAAACAAGUAUAAAAAAAUAUUCAAUACAGACAUGUCGUUCGAAGUAGAAGCAAUCGCAUUGAGCAUGAUCAUAGCAUUUUCCUUGGCUUUUAACGCACUUGUUAUUGUCGCAUUUUGUAAAUACUUUGACACAACAAAAGUCAAAGACAUAUUUUUAGUAAGCUUAGCUGUAAGUGAUUUAUUGCAAGCAGUUAUUGGUUAUCCCCUCGAAGUAAAGGCUCUGUUGGUUGGCACACAAGGAGUGGACAUCGCAGUAUGUAAAACAAUUGGUUUCUUUGUAACUUUUCUUGGUCUAGUAUCAAUCAAUCAUAUUGCGUAUCUGGCAUUGGAACGUCUUAUUGCAGUUGCUUUCCCUUACACUAUUUCUAAAAUGCAAACCAAGCAAUUUAUUGUCAUUUCAUUGUCGGUUAUAUGGUUACUUGGAUUGUCCUGGGCUGUUUUUCCACUUCUCGGUUGGUCAGCUUAUGCAGAAGAAUCUGACGGAAUACGCUGUUCUAUUCAAUGGUAUGAUACAUCGGUAUCUGGCAGGUCAUAUAUAUAUUCAUUUGUCGUGUUUGAGUACGUGAUCCCAGUGGCCAUUAUGGCCACGUCAUUUGCAGUUGUACGUAAAGUCGCAAAAAGCAUGAACGAGAGGCAAAGGCAAAUCAGUGGUUCACAGCAUUCUGAAGAUGCAAUGAAAAAACAUGACAAAAUGAUUGUAGUUAUGGCUUCGUCAUAUCUGAUUGCAUGGACGCCAUAUGCAUUUAUAUCUAUUUAUGGUACGAUAACAGGCAAUCAAAUAUCUGUAACUUUAAGUACAGCAUUCGCAAUAACGGCAAAGUCGUCAACGAUGUUUAACCCAAUGAUAUAUGCAUUGCUUUAUAAUGACUUCAGAGGAAAAGUAAAGCGUCUGUUUGGUCAACGAGUUGCUCCGGUGAUGUAAAAUUAAGUUCAACACAUACACAGAAGUAUUUCCGCUAUUUGGUUACAAAAAAUUAUUUACACAUUGGGAACUUAGGAAUUUAUUUAUUGUAAUUCCCAUAAUCGCACCCCAGGUAAACCUUAGCACGCGAUUCUUCUUUCGGACACUUUCAGGACUUGUAGUAUUCACCCGUCUCUGGUUUGUU